AUGAACAAAUACAUUUUCGUCGCUUUUGCCCUAUUCGCUGUUUUUAUCAGCGUGAGGUGCCAAGAAGUCCUCGAAGAAGUCAAGCCCAAAUACGUCAAAACGCUCCUCACUCAAAGCAUGGAAAAAUUUGACGAAAGAUUGGAAAAGCUGGAGGAAACAUGCCCCGGAGUUAGCCCAAAACUGAAAGCAGCCGUCAAAUCUUUCAUCGAAUGUGACGAGAAAUUCGACGAUUCCUUGACGAUUUGCGAAUCCAUCCAAAGCUACACCUUGAACUGCAUCACACCGUUGCUUCAGGUGAUCGACGACUGUCUUCCGCAAAACGCUAAAGGUCUUCCCAUUCUGGGUGUCAAGAGCCUGCUUUCCGUGGCCGAUUUCAUGUGCAAACAAACUGGAGAGUCGAUUUUCGAACUGGCGAAUCCGUGUCUGUUGGAAGAUUCGGAAGAAACUAACGAAAAUAAUGAGUGCAAACACAAGAUAAAUCAGUUUAUUGAAAACUAUGAAGGUAAAGACGACAUUCCGACACGCUCUGAAAUUUGCACUCUUGCCACAGGCUUCAAGAGCUGCGUACGGAGAGAUGUUGACGGUCUUUGUAAGAACCAGAAGACGAGGGAUGUCGUUAAUGGACUUCUUGAUGCUGUGGUUGCACCGUGUAGCAACAUUAAUACGUAUACUCAGUGUUUCCAAGAUCGUUUGACAAUGAAAAAAGACCCUAGGGACCCCCGACAUUCUUUGCCCUUAGAAAAAGAUACUAGUAGCUCCCGAGAUUCUUUGCCAAUUGGAAAAUACACUAGGAGUCCCCGAGACACUUUGGCAUUUAAAAAAAACACACUAACGAUUCCCGAGAUUCUUUGGAACUUAGAAAAAUACACUAGAGGUUUCAGAGACUCUUGGGCAUUAAAAAAAGACAUCAGAGAUCCCCGAGAUUCUUUGGCAUUAGAAAAGACACUGAGGGUUUCGAAAAUCUCUGGGCAUUUAAAAAAAGACACUAGGGAUUCCCGACAUUAUUUGCCACUAAAAAAAAAGAUACAAUAUACUGAGGGUUUCCAAGAUCGUUUGACAAUUAAAAAAGACCCUAGGGACCCCCGACAUUCUUUGCCCUUAAAAAAAGACACUAGCAGCUCCUGA
This is a messenger RNA of Zophobas morio, 1125 nucleotides long. RefSeq lists its product as uncharacterized. The transcript has 6 exons. Lineage: Eukaryota; Metazoa; Arthropoda; Insecta; Coleoptera; Tenebrionidae. The coding region runs from base 1 to 1125 and encodes 374 amino acids. The record is from RefSeq and is a predicted model, not a curated record.